This is a messenger RNA of Lachancea fermentati, 1023 nucleotides long. The record is from the annotation of a GenBank genome assembly. Lineage: Eukaryota; Fungi; Ascomycota; Saccharomycetes; Saccharomycetales; Saccharomycetaceae.
AUGUCGGUAAUCAAGACAGUGAUGGCAUUACCCGAGAAAGUAAUUCAUAGUGAUAAAGGGCACAUUUUGGAGUUAAUAGACGAAGAUGUACAGUCCGUUAACGCAUUCAAGACUAGGUUGAGACUUACAGACACACAAAAGAGAGGAGUCAAUGAGGGCUCUUCGGAGCCUGUUCAUAAGAAGCAACGUCUUCAUGGAAAUAUAGCAGCGGCCGGUGAUAACAGUAGUAUUCUAGAUUCGGUAUGCGCAGAUGACUUCAGGCAGUACAAUCAAGCUAAAAGCAGGGUACGAGAAUUUUACAAGGAACAGCACGAAAAGCAAACUAUGGCAUAUAAUCUCCAAGCACGCAUUAAUUUUAAGACCAAGACAAGAGCCCGAAUGACAAUAUGGGAAGCCCUCUGUAGAUUGAGUAAGUUGAUCGACGAUUCAGAUCCCGACACUGAGCUGUCUCAGAUUGACCAUGCAUUGCAAACUGCUGAAUCUAUACGUGCGGAUGGAAAGCCUCGGUGGAUGCAGCUGGUAGGACUCAUACAUGACCUGGGAAAGAUAUUAUACUUUUUUGAGAGCGAAGGGCAAUGGGAUGUGGUGGGUGAUACAUUUCCUAUAGGUUGCAAGUUCGUUGACGAAAUCAUCUUCCAUGAAUUUUUUGAGGGCAAUCCUGAUAACAAACAUCCAAUAUAUUCGACGAGAUUGGGCAUAUACGCAGAGCAUUGUGGGUUGAGUUCGGUUAUGAUAUCUUGGGGGCAUGACGAAUACAUGUAUUACAUAGCUAAAAGUCAGUCCACUUUGAAUGACGAGGCAUUGGCAAUGAUUCGAUAUCAUUCCUUUUAUCCCUGGCAUCGAGAAGGUGCAUAUCGUUACUUAAUGAAUGAAAGGGAUUUCAAGAUGUUAAGCGCAGUUCAAGAGUUCAACAAGUAUGACCUGUAUUCAAAGGGUUUGAAUAAAUACAACGUUGAAACCCUAAAGCCGUACUACUUGGAACUCAUCGAUGAGUUUUUCCCAUCAAAGUACAUAGAAUUUUAA